Molecule: messenger RNA, 2021 nt
Organism: Prunus avium (sweet cherry)
Lineage: Eukaryota; Viridiplantae; Streptophyta; Magnoliopsida; Rosales; Rosaceae
Product: ARM repeat superfamily protein
Molecular function (GO): protein binding
Source: RefSeq, a predicted model, not a curated record
AUGACAUAUGACAGAGAGACCCUUAAAAAAUAAAUAAAUCCCACUGCCUCAUCUCCAAUCCUCUCCCUCUCAAAUUCCCAAUUCCUACUUCCUCUACACCAUGAGCUUCUUCUCUACUCAACAAUACUAGUUCAAAAAUUAAAAAAAAUCUACCAGUACCAGAUAAAAUCAAACUAUAUAUAUAUUGUGUAAAGGUCUCAGCUUUGGCUGAUUUCCCAUCCACAGCCAGAAUGGUUUCUCUACAAGAUUCUCAUUCCAGCUCCAACCACUUCCCUCCUCACACCCGAAACUUCUACUCUCCCUCCUCCACCAAAAUCCACAGGCAAACAGGCCGUUCCAUGCGCACCAUUCGCUCCAACAUCUACCAUGACGAUCAAUCUCGAAACUCCUUCACCACCGAAAGAUCGUCCUUCGUCUCCGAGAACUUGACCGAUUCCGUCAUCGACAUGCGUCUCGGCGAGCUCGCCUUGCGCACCCACGGCUCCGCCUCCAAGUCCGCCUCCUCCGACGAAGAGUUUCUCCAGCUCUCCCAAGCCUUCAGCGAUUUCUCCGCCUGCAGCAGCGACAUCUCCGGAGAAUUACAGAGACUCGCUACUUUGCCGUCGCCGGAAAAUGAGCCUACCUCCGAAGCCGAGCCGGAGGUGCCGGAGGAGCCCUGCCAGGGGUUUUUGCAGAGGGAGAACUUCUCCACCGAGAUCAUCGAGAGCAUUUCACCGGAGGAUCUUCUGCCGACGGUCAAGAUCUGCGUCGACGGCCUCCAAUCGCCGUCGAUUGCCAUCAAGCAAUCUGCUGCGGCCAAGCUCAGGCUUUUAGCGAAGAACCGGGCGGACAAUCGCGCUUUGAUAGGCGAGUCCGGUGCGGUCCCUGCUUUAAUUCCUCUGCUCCGGUGCAGCGACCCCUGGACUCAGGAGCACGCCGUCACGGCCCUUCUCAACCUUUCUCUGCACGAAUCGAACAAGGCGAUAAUCACCAAUGCCGGAGCUAUAAAAUCGUUAGUGUACGUGCUCAAAACCGGGACGGAGACCUCGAAGCAAAACGCUGCGUGCGCGCUCUUGAGCCUGGCCCUAAUUGAAGAGAAUAAGAGCUCAAUCGGAGCCUGCGGGGCCAUCCCGCCGUUGGUUUCGCUGUUAAUAAGUGGAUCCACGAGGGGCAAAAAAGACGCCUUGACGACCCUGUAUAAGCUCUGCUCAAUAAAGCCCAACAAAGAGAGGGCAGUGAACGCCGGAGCUGUGAAGCCGCUGGUGGCGCUAGUGGCGGAGCAGGGGACGGGCUUGGCGGAGAAGGCGAUGGUGGUGCUGAGUAGCUUGGCUGGGGUUGAGGAGGGGAAGGAGGCCAUUGUGGAGGAAGGUGGGCUUGCGGCGCUUGUGGAGGCCAUUGAAGAUGGGUCGGUCAAAGGGAAGGAGUUUGCGGUGUUGACGCUGUUGCAGCUGUGUACUGAGAGUGUGAGAAACAGAGGGUUGCUGGUGAGGGAAGGAGGGAUUCCACCUUUGGUUUCGCUUUCGCAGACUGGGACUCUUAGAGCUAAGCACAAGGCUGAAACGCUUCUUGGGUAUCUGAGAGAACCGAGGCAAGAAGCGUCCUCUUCAGCCCUUUAGAGAAGAGAAGAGAAGAGAAGAGAUGUACUGGUGGUACUGGUGGUGGUACUGGUACUGGUACUAAUUAGAGAAGAAAUUAUACUAGUACGUCUUAUGUGGUUCAGUGUUUGGUUGCACUUGUAUAUAGGAAUUAUUGUUGUUUCAUGGUUUUGUACAGUGUGGUUGAGAAGCUAGGAAGAAUAUGAUUGUACAAGGAAGAGAUUAGAGGAAGCUAGUGAGCAAGAAACUGACUUUUAGAUGUAUGAUUUUUAACUAGGUUUUUGGUUGGGUAUCUUGUUUCUUUCUUAUCCCUCUUUUCUGUUAUUGACUUGGUUUUUUUGUAGGGGUGGAAGUGGUUUUGGGUUAUUUUCCUUGUGUUUUGUCUGGGAAACUCAAAUUUAAGAACUCAAAGGGUUAUUUUUACUGAUUGUCUGGUUUUCCUUGUAA